Syngnathoides biaculeatus (alligator pipefish) is the source of this 10120-nucleotide messenger RNA. RefSeq names its product fatty acyl CoA reductase 1 (gene far1). The record is from RefSeq and is a predicted model, not a curated record. The transcript has 14 exons. NCBI's taxonomy places the organism in Eukaryota, Metazoa, Chordata, Actinopteri, Syngnathiformes, Syngnathidae. Gene Ontology annotation, molecular function: alcohol-forming very long-chain fatty acyl-CoA reductase (NADP+) activity. Gene Ontology annotation, cellular component: peroxisome. Gene Ontology annotation, biological process: long-chain fatty-acyl-CoA metabolic process. Bases 133 to 1887 code for a protein of 584 amino acids.
CGCCCAACGACCAGCAGCUACCUCGUGACGUGGGUGGCUACUCUGUUGAAUUUGGCAACACCAGUUUGCUUCGGUCUUACUAGAUCACUGUGCAACAGGCUAACAAAUUAAGAAGCCCGGAAACAUCGACACAUGGACGGACUAGUGAUGAGUUCACCAAACAUGUUUGCAGACAUGACGAACAUACCAGAAUACUAUGCAGGCAAAAAUGUGCUGAUCACUGGAGCAACUGGCUUCAUGGGAAAGGUAAUGUUGGAGAAGCUGCUAAGGUCAUGCCCAGGAGUUAAUGCUGUCUAUGUAAUGGUCAGGUCAAAAGCUGGCCAGAGUCCUCAGGCCCGUAUUACUGACAUGAUCAGCAGCAAGUUGUUUCAUAGGUUACAGGAUGAACAGCCAUACUUUACAGAGAAGAUCAUUGCUGUGAGCAGUGACCUCACAAGGCCAGAAUUGGAUCUGAGUAAGGAGAAUCAGAGUUUACUGGCUGAAACCAUCAACAUUGUCUUCCACUGUGCCGCCACCAUCCGCUUUAAUGAGCCAUUGAAGGAUGCAAUGCAGUUGAAUGUCUUGGCCACUCAGAAGAUGCUCACUCUAGCCCAUAAGAUGAAACAGCUGGAAAUCUUCAUCCAUGUAUCCACAGCCUAUGCCAACUGUGAUCGGCAGCUCAUUGAGGAAAUGGUUUAUCCUCCCCCAGUGGAGUACGUCAAACUCAUUGAUGCACUGGAUUGGAUGGACGAUGAACUGGUGUCUGCACUUACGCCCAAACUGAUUGCUCAGCGACCCAACACUUAUACCUUCACAAAAGCAUUAGCUGAGUACCUGGUGAAGCAGGAGGCUGGGGACCUCAAUGUUGCUAUUGUUAGACCCUCCAUUGUUGGUGCCAGCUGGAAAGAACCUUUUCCCGGUUGGAUUGAUAAUUUCAAUGGACCCAGUGGAAUAUUCAUUGCAGCAGGUAAAGGGAUCCUACGUACUAUGAGAGCAUCUAAUGAUGCAGUAGCUGACCUGGUACCUGUAGAUGUAGUCAUCAAUGCCACGCUGGCUGCAGCCUGGUACUCUGGAUCACAAAAAAAUAACAGCCCCAAAUCCAUUCUGGUUUACAAUUGCACAACUGGUGGCAUCAAUCCAUUUCGCUGGGGAGAAGUCGAAUACCAUGUAAUAUCUACUUUCAAGAGGAACCCUCUCGAGCAGGCUUUCCGUCGGCCCAAUGUUAAUCUCACAUCCAAUCACCUAAUCAAUCAGUACUGGAUCGCUGUGAGCCACAAGGCUCCAGCCUUCUUGUAUGAUGUGUACCUCAGGCUGAUUGGACGAGAACCCAGGAUGAUGAAGACAAUCACUCGCCUUCAUAAAGCCAUGAUGGUGUUGGAAUAUUUUACUAGUCACUCCUGGGUGUGGAGUACAGACAACCUAACCAUGUUGAUGGCCCACAUGAGCCCUGAGGAUAAAAAGGUCUUUGCCCAGCCACUUCUUCCAACUUUUCUGGAGAGAUCCCGAGGCGUUCCCAAGCCAGCCAAGAAACAUAGUCUCUCCAGCGUGUCCUGGGUCGUCCCCGGGGUCUCUUUCUGGUGGGACAUGCCCGGAACACCUCACCAGGGAGGCGUUCGGGAGGUGUUUAAUUUUGACGUGCGUCAGCUGAACUGGGCAGAGUAUAUGGAAAAUUACUGCAUGGGCACUAAAAAAUAUGUCCUCAAUGAAGAGCUAUCGGGCCUGCCUGCUGCACGCAAGCACCUGAACAAGCUGAGGAAUAUCCGCUAUGCAUUCAACACCAUCCUAGUGGUGCUCAUCUGGCGCAUUUUCAUUGCCCGGUCUCAGAUGGCUAGAAACAUCUGGUACUUUGUAGUGAGCCUCUGCUUCAAGUUUCUCUCCUACUUCAGAGCCUCUUCCACUAUGAAAUAAUGGUCCGGAGUCCCAGUGGAGGGUGGCAAGAAAAUACUGGCUAUGGGUGUUCAAAGCAAUGUGCCAAUCUAUUUCAUUGGUUCUCGGUUCUCUGUCGCCCCUGGACACUAGAAACAACUGGAGCUAUCAAAACAGUUAUACAUACUCAAUAAAAAGAUUAAAUAUCAGUCGAGUCCAGAAUCCACAGCCUUAAUGAUGCUAACCUUUUUUUUAUAUUUUGAUCUCUAUUUCAUUCAAUUCACAUUGGAUAUUAGCCAGGCUUAUGCAAGAAUAUGACUCAAAUGUGCCUGAUUUUGCUGCGCUUUUCAUGUUUCUGAUUACUUGGCAGGCUCCCGACCAACAAAGAAGCACACUGCUGUUUUAAGUUAGUCCUACUACACUGUCUUUUGUUACUUGAAGCAUUGUGUUUGCCUUUCUACCGUGUGUGCACAGGUACUAUAUAUUUGCAGAUAAAUGUACACAUACAGUAUGUAUGCGGUAUAGAUACUGUUGCCAUGCAUAUUUAUGCAUGCAUAGCGUAUUCAGACCCCCUCAAUAUUUUCACUUUGCGAAAAAAAUGUUUUUCCCCUCAAAUGUCGAUAUCAUAAAAAUAGAAUAAAACUUAAUUGUUGACAUUUUUGCAGUUUUACUUAAAAAAAAAAAACAAAGAAAAAUGAAAUAUCACACAGCCAUAAGUAUUCAGACAUUUUGCUCAGUAUUUAGUAUAAGCCCCCUUUUAGGAUGCUACAGCCAUGAGGCCAUGAUUUUUUUGCACCUGGAUUUGGGGAUCCCCUCAGUUCUGUCAGGUUGGAUGGUGAACGUUGGUGGACAGCCAUUUUCAGAUCUCUCAAGAGUUGUUCAAUUGGAUUUAAGUCUGGGCUCCAGACUGGCCAUUGAAGAACCAAGUUCUUCUGAAUCUACUCCUUUAUUUUAUUCAAGUGUGCUUUGGGUCAUUAUGUUGUUGGAAGGUGAAUCGUCAACACAGUGUGAGGACUUGAGCACUCUGGAAAAGGUUUUUAUUCAGGAUAUCCUUGUACUUAGCUGCAUUGAUCUUUCCUUUGAUUUCAACCAGUCCGGUCCCUUCAGCUAGAAAUCCCCCCCCCCCUCCCCACUGCAGGAUGCUACUGUCAGGUUUGUGCAACCAAUGACAGUUGACAUAUGAUGUCAGAGAUUAUGUCAGCAAUGUGCCAGGUUCACACAACGUUGAUAUUUAAAGUACGAUAUUCAAGGAAGGAAGACAAGGAACUUUUACUCAUGAGGAGAACGUAGGGAAUGUGUACAGUCACAAUCUCCUGCCCGUUCUGCCAGUAUCCCUACAAACCCUCUCUUUAAUUUCCUCAGGGCGGUCUGCAACGUAAUAAACAAAGCAAAUGUAAGCAAACGUGACAAAUAAAUCGUGAGUCGAUAAACUACGCAAAUGUGAUAAACAAAGCAAACGUCAGUCUUGGCACAUCUACUGAAAAGUCUAGAGUGCAAAAUGUUCCUGACGAUUGUGGAGCGCAGAAUGUUCCAGCUGCACUUUUGUGAUGUCUUCUGUGUAUAAUGAUCCUUUUGAUGCAAUGUGGCUCUCUUUGUUGCAUCAUAUUGUUCAAGCAUAUUAAGUAUAGCAAAAGACCAAAUAUGAGAUAACUAUGUACAAUUAAUCCAACAUAUCCCUCCUGAUUAUUUGCUAAAGUUUUCAUAUCACAUAAAAGUGGUCACUUUGCAAGCUUUUUGACUGUAGGAUAAUAUUUAUGAUAGCAAACAUCAUUACACUCAGAGGGAAAAUGUUUGGUUUAUUCAUCGUUUUCACAAAAGAUAAAAGCCAGGAUCUGGAAAAAGGUUCAGGCAAGUUAGCUGACAGUCCGUAUAAGUGGGGUCGGUACUCCAUACUCCCGAGGGACACGGUUGAACACCUUCCCAAAGGCCACAAAACACAUAAACUGGGUCGGCAAACUUCCACUCACCCUCGAGGAUCUUGCUGAGGAUGUAGAGCUGGUCCACUGUUCCAGGGCCAGGGGUUGCCACCGCGACUGGCACCGGCCACCUUACGGCCACAGCUCCAGUCGGCCACCUCAGCAAUGGAGGCGCGGAACAUCGUCCACUCAGAAGCAAUUCUCCCGCCACCCCAGAACAUGAGCAAAGUUCUUUUGGGGGUGGAAGUUGCAAUUCUUUUUUAUAAGUGAUCUGCCAGUCAUUCCCAGCAAACCCUCACAAUACGUUUGGGCCUGUCAUAUUUGACCGGCAUCUUACCCCACCAUCGAAGCCAACUCGCCACCAAGUGGUGAUCAGUUGACAGCUCCGCCACUCUUUUCACCUGAGUGUCCAAGACAUGCAGCCGAAAGUCCGAUGACACGACCACAAAGUUGAUCAUCGAGCUGCGACCUAGAGUGUCUUGGUGCCAACUGCACACGUGGACAGCCUUUUGCCUGAACAUGGUGCUUGUUAUAGAAAAUUCGUGAUGACCACAGAAAUCCAGUAAUCGAACACUACUCGGGAUCUGGUGGGGGGGGGGGGGGGCAGUUCUUCCCAAUCAUGCCUUUCCAGGUCUCGUCAUUGCCCACCUGAGCAUUGAAGUCCCCCAGCAGAUUGAUGGAGUCCCCAGAGGGAGCACCCUCCAGCAUUCACUCUCAAGACUCCACAAAGGGUGUGUACUCUAAACAGCUGUUUGGUGCAUAGGAACAAACAACAGUCAGAACCCACACCACCACCACCCAAAGGCAGAGAGAGGCUACCCUCAUACACCAGGGUGAACCCCAACGUAGAGGCGCCGAGCUGGGGAGUUCCUAGGAUCAUUGGGACACACAAACCCCUCCACCACGAUAAGGUGACUGCUCAAUGCGGCAAGUCAAGUCAAGCAUGCUCUACAAAAAAUUUGAAUAAGAAUUGAAUCCAUAAGUUGUAUAAUGUUGUCUUGUCCUACAUUUACCUGUCCUACCAUUCCUCCUGUUGAUACAUGCGUUAGCCCAUAUAAAUUUGUUAUAUAAAACUAAUUCUAAAACACAAAUUAUAUUACUGUAUAAAUAACAUUCAUUACUUGGAGACUUCUGCUGUAGCUUUGAGAUGGGGAGUUGUUUUUGUGUGUGAGAGUGGGUACCAGAAAGUUUAAAAUAUGUCAAUGGUACAGCAUUUAUCCCUUGCAUACCUGAGACCAAAAUUACAACAGUAUAAGUCUCUGGUCAAAUCUUUAUUUACAUACUGUACAACCUUGUGCACAUGAGUACGGAUUUCAUUAAAGUUAGUCUUCUGCUGGAAGUGCUAACAGGGUUUUAUUUUUGAGAAGAACAUUGUGAUGGGGAGUUAUUUGUUUUUUCUUCUGCUCUAAAAUUCUCCUUUACAACGACGUAACCCCAUCAACACGAUUGCCAAACUCGACAGCUUGUACCAUGUUAUCAAUCUCGUGUAAAUUGUUGCAUUGGCCUUGCCAUGUUGCACAAUUGUUACAGGUUCUCCAGGGGAAGGCUACACUUUUCACUUUACUCUUUGUCUUCGUCUUCUUCCUCACUUGUAGACUUUGUCAGGUCAAGAAGCCCGUUAUCAGUCAGUGGGUAUGAGUGCCAAUUGAAAAGGGCAUAGACAUCUUGCUCUGUCAUUUCAACAAAUCCUUCAUCUCUAAUGUUGCAAUCCAGCUUCACCACCUCCUCCACUGCUGAGUGAUGAACUUCAUCAAGAGUAAAGUCAGGAUAGUCGUGCACCACUUUUGGCCAUAAUUUCUUUCAUCUUGAACUUAUCGUCUCCCUUUUCAUGUGCUUUAUAAUGCCUGCUAGAUAUUACAUAAACGUCCCAAAGUUGUGACGACCCGAGUAGUCUUUCACACUGAAUUCAUAAUGUGUCGUCGUCAACUGCUGAGAUGAGGCCCUCCAUCGUGGAGCAAUUAUAGCGUACCUUAAAGGUGUGAAAGACACCGAGAUCCAUAAGAUGAAUGAGGGAUGUGGUGUGCGGAGGAAGAAACUACCUGCACCCCGUCAUACUGAAGGUCCGUUCAUGGCGUCCUGCACAGUCUAUCCGGGGGAGGCCCUUUCCAGACAGAUAUGCUUCACCUGGGGAAUGAAGCAAUGGACGAACCAUGACGGGCGCCAUCGUUAUCUGCGAAGGAAGCCUCACUAUACGGUGGCACGCUUUUUAAGAUGUAACGUUUCUGAAAUUUUUCAAACCAACCUUUGCUUUCCGAAAAGCCUGGUCCCCGAGGGGGGUAAUCUGUCCAUACAGUGCUCAUGCUGACUUUUUGUCAGCACUUUCUUCUGCUUCUUCAUCAGUGUUCCUGUGCGGGAUUUGUUCGUCAAGGAAUUUUGCUUUGGACUUGAUCAUGUUUGUGUCCAAACUCACCACUUUUUAUCUGCAACCUACAAUCCAAAGAGCUAACGCGGCUUUCUUCCCUACGUUCCUCUUAUUUUGCGGAGUUACCAUAUGUUUCGCUUCCUUGUUGAAGGUUAUUGACGUGGUUUUACGGAUAUUUCCUUCAUCCUUCUUUAUGCAGAGCACCAUCGAGCCAUAAUGGUGCGCCACAGAACCAGAGCUUCUGCUGUCUUUCAGCAUAUCCAGUAGAUUUACUUUUCCAAUUGUCAUCUUCCUCUUCUGCUUGGUUUGGAAGAAGCGUUCUCAUCGGCAAAGCACUUUGGUGGCAUUGUGAACUACAUAGAGACAUUAUCGUGCACACACUCAACAGCGCAGAAAAUUGCAAAUGGGAAUGACAAGGGAGAGGGGGGAAUGGAAGCUGCUGGGUGGGGCUUUGAUGACGCCCAGCCAAUCAGCUCAUGAGAUAACUCCACACAUGCUCUCAUUGGUCGAUUUAGGGUUAGGUUAGGUUAGGUUAGGUUAGGUUAGGUUAGGUUAGGUUAGGUUAGCCUUACCCUACACCAAUACGAACCCUCUCUUUUAUUUCCUUAGGGAGGUGUGCAACAAAAAACAAAGCAAAAGUGAUAAACCAAAUGUAAGCAGACGUGAUAAACAAAGCAAACGUGAGUCUUGGCACGUCUUCUACAGAUGUGUAGACUGGAGAAUGAUCCUGACAAGUGUGGAGCGCAGAAUGUUCCAGCUGCACCUUUGUGAUGUCUUCUCUGUCUCACGCUGCUUCACAUGCAACGUGUCUUUCUUUAUGGCAUCAUAUUGUUCAAGCAUAUUUAGCACAGCACAAGAGCAAACAUGUGAACUUUAUGUACAAUUAAUCCAACAGCUAUCAACCAUCACCAUCCUUCACUGUUGUGACUGUAUUUAGUUGAGUUGGGACUGAUAAGUGUUGCCUAUUUUUUCCCCCACACAUGCUACCUAAAAUUAAGACCAACAAUUUCUAUCUUGGUCUCAUCAGAAGAGAGACUUAUUUCUCAUCUUGGAGUCCUUCCAGGUGGUUUUUUUUUAUGUUUUAAUCAAACUCUGUGUGGGGUUUCAUGUGUCUUGCAAUGAGGUGAGCUUUCUCUUGGGCCACUCUGCCAUAAAAGCCCUGACUGGUGGAGGGCUGCGGUGGUGGUUGACUUUCUAGAACUUCCUCCCAUCUCCCGACUGCAUCCCUGGAGCUCAGCCACAGCCUCUCCAAUUGCUCUGUUUGGUCAAAUGGCCAGCUCUUGUGAGGGAUCUGUUCUGGUUUGGUCUGGUCCGACCUCAUGAUUCUCAUUUGCUCUGGCAUGCACUGUGACAUGUAAUUCUUAAUAAAGAGAGGUUUGUGGUAUUUUCAAAUCAAACAUCUGGACUUCAUUGAAGAUGUAGAAAAAUCUCAAGGAUAAUCAGAAAAAAUGGACAGCACCCAGCUUAAAUAAGUCCCAUAGCGCAAACUGAAUACUUGUGGCUGUGAUAUUUUUGUCAGUACGGGGUGCUAUGUGUGUAUUGAGGAAAAGAAUGAACUGAAAUGUUUCUCGUUUAACGGUGUUGGAAUAGUUUUCAUACCCACUGUACAUACCGUGUGUGUGUGUGUGUGUGUGUGUGUGUGUACAUAUAGAGAUAUUGAUUUGAGAUGGCUUAACAGUUGGUUCACAAAUCCAGAAAAUGUAUACCUGUUGGCAAGGUAACUGCAAUUCCAAAUUUAAGUGUGAUUUACUGAAUCCAAUCAUUUUGAGAGAACUUGUUUGGUUAGGGUAACCCCCCCCACCAGUUCCUCCAAUGAACAUCAUAGAAUUAAAGCCAUGUGAUUGAUAGUAAUCAUAACUCUACAUUUGUUUACAUUAUAUCUCUUAUAUGGGUUGCUUCAAACAAUUGUUUCCACUUUGAUAGCUUUUUGGCUAAUGGCCAGCCCCUCAGCUAAUUACUGCUAGUCGCAAUGCAAGUUUGAUCAGAUACAAUGUACAGUGGUUACUAGUGCCUAUUGCUUGCUAACCAAGCUAUUUUUCUGUUGGUAAUUAGUGACAAUUUAAAAUAUUUUUAAAAUAAUUAUUAAUUCAAACGAGUGUGUGAGCUUUUUGUGGAUGUUUUCAAAGCGCAAAACUCCUUUUUAAUUACGCGAAGGAUGUUUGCCGCUGUAAGGACACUGUACCACCAAACCUUUGUAGAUCACCUCCUUUCUUGAAUGGUUGACAGUUAAGAACUAUGUCUGUACGUCUUUGUGCAUGUCGUAUUUUCCAAUGAACACUCAAAUGUUUGAAGAAUCUGGGUGUGACCUUGCAGAUGUUUGCUCAUGUUUGUACUUGUCUACAGCUUAGGCACCAAGUUUCAUACAUGUUGAUGUGUUGUCCUAUGAAUUUCUUGGAGUAAAAAAAAAAAGGGAUUUGUUUUCAUUUGUUUCUUCUACACUGUUGCUUUUAGUGCCUAAACAUUUGCAAAUAUGUGAAAAUAGAAGAGUGCUAUUUUUGAACUAUUUUGUGACUUUCUCUAUUAAACUGUAGGUAGAUUUUAAACUAAGCUGUAUUUAUCUAAUUGUAUUGUGUUGGUCUUUAACCUACCCAAAGCUUGUUAAGUCAAUACCAUCUGCUUAAAAUAAUUUAGCAUAGAAAACAUGAAAGGUUUUGCAUUUCUGGUUCAUGUUGACUUUUGUUUGAAUGUUAGCCUGUAUUUACUUGUUUUUAUUCAUGUAGCUUAGUAAAAUGGCCUGUCAGGUUCAACCAGUCUGGAAAUACUGUACGUUAUUUUAAAUCAAGUCAAAUUUAACUAUGUAAUCUGGGCAUACCUGUUCAUGUGAAAAAUGUAAGUCGGCCAGUUUUGUUCUUUUGUGUGUGCGUCUGCCUGUGUGUGUCAGAGAAUGAGAGAGAGAGAGAGAGAGAGGGAGAAAUAAUUUGCAUUUCAACCCCAGAUUUUUUUGGUUUUUUUGGUAUUUUACUUGGAGUAAACCAAAGCAUCAUCGUAAUUUAGAAACUAAUCAGGCAUAUGUUCUGAUCCAAAUCUGAGAAAGUCAUGCUAUAGGUCUAAAAAUUAAGAGCAAUGGUCCAGCCAUCUUAUUUCUUGUAAACUGUAUUGCUCAAAUUCCAAGAAAUAGAGUCCCAUUGAUAUCUAAAUUCAUAAAUUGCCAAAUCAAUUUUGGUUUGGGAGUAUACGGCCACAUAUAUAUUAAAUUGAUUUGUCAAAUGUUGAUGAAUUCUGUCUAGUCCAUAGACUGCACUCAGUGUUGUCUUAUUUGGAUCUGAAUUGUUCAUUCACAAAUGUAUGGACCUUUUAACACAAUGUCUUUUGAAUAAUGAACUCCCUGACAACCUAUUUAUCUGCUGGCUAAACAAUAUGCCAAAAGCCAGUCGGUUUUUCAGACUGUUUCACGUACUUAUCCUCUCUUCAAUAUUUGUCUGGUGAAUCAAACUGAUACAAUAUGCGGGGUUUGGUUUUUUUGACACAAUUUUGGUUUGGGAGUAUACGGCCACAUAUAUAUUAAAUUGAUUUGUCAAAUGUUGAUGAAUUCUGUCUAGUCCAUAGACUGCACUCAGUGUUGUCUUAUUUGGAUCUGAAUUGUUCAUUCACAAAUGUAUGGACCUUUUAACACAAUGUCUUUUGAAUAAUGAACUCCCUGACAACCUAUUUAUCUGCUGGCUAAACAAUAUGCCAAAAGCCAGUGGGUUUUUCAGACUGUUUCACGUACUUAUCCUCUCUUCAAUAUUUGUCUGGUGAAUCAAACUGAUACAAUAUGCGGGGUUUGGUUUUUUUUGACAUUCCUACUCCGACUGUUAUGGAAAACAAAUGUAUAUGCUGUUAAUAUGGUGUUUAUUUAUUGAGCAGAAACUGGUGACUUGCUUCAUAUUUCAUACAAUGUCCUCUUUGUUGCGACCUGACUGACCUAAGUCAGUCACAGCUCCUCUGUGUAUUCACUUAAGAAUUAAUCAACUGGUACCUAUUCCUCACUCCCCCCCCCCAAAAAAAAUAAAGUUUG